GAAGAAGCCGAAGCAGAGCCAAACCCCAAGAACCACAGCUUCAUCACGUGCUCGUGCCGCGCCGCUGCAUGUCUGCCAUGGCCGCGACCGGAGCAGCGCUGCGUCUACACCUCCUGUUCCGGAUGCUGCGGGUGGGGGAGCUCCUCGCCCUGGCGGCUCUCAUCUCCUGGUCCUCCUGCCACGCGCCGUCUGCGGCCGCCGCCGCGGUGCGCGUCGCCGGCAGCCUCCUCUUCAGCCCGCGCUUCGUGUUCGUCCUCGGCAACGCCAUCGUGCUUCUUUUACUGGCGCUGUCCAGGCGCGAGCGGGACUCGUCACCGGUCUCCUCCGCCACCAACCACCCCGCCACCGGUGCCGCCUCUGCCGGCUUCGCCGUCGACCAGAUGCCCGCGGUGCCGUCCGCCGACAGGUUCCCUUCAUAUGCCGCCCCGACGAUGCCGACGCCGGGAAGGGAAGCGCCGGCGGCGGUGGUGGCAACAUCGGCGCCCGAGGUGGUCCCCUGCAGGGAGAUGGCGACGGUGUUCGAGGAGGAGGUCAAGCCUGCGGCGGCCUCCGCGGCAGCGCGCGUCGUCCUGAGCAAGGCCCGCGCGCCGAGGCGGAGCAGGUCCGAGAAGAUGAGCCCGCGCGGCGUGGGGUCCCGGCGCGCGGCGUCCCCGGAGCAGCAGCUGAUGCCACUGAUGCGGCGUUCGGAGUCGGACAACGGGCGCAGGCGGCGGUCGUCGGCGUCGGCGCGGGACGUGGCGGCGGCGUGGGCCCCCGGGACGGACGACGCGGCGGAGUUCCAGCGGAAGGUGGAGGCGUUCAUCGCGAAGCAGACAAGGUUCCGGCGCGACGAGGAGUGCAUGGCCGGAGCUAUGGUCGUCGUGGAAUGAUGAGCUGAUGAUGGUCUGGUGGGAAAUUACUAGCAUGUGCAAAGUACAUAUGGAAGAACAAGGGUCUCGAUCUUGCUAGAUAGCUUAGGUACUCUCAUGCAUCUGAUCCUGCUCCCGCUCUUCGUCUUCCUCGUCGGAUCGGUGCCGUCUUUUGUGGCGCGCGAUGGGUGCAGAGUAAUUGCGUGGUUUUACUGAA
Messenger RNA from Lolium rigidum, 1065 nucleotides. RefSeq lists its product as uncharacterized. Bases 69 to 869 code for a protein of 266 amino acids. Lineage: Eukaryota; Viridiplantae; Streptophyta; Magnoliopsida; Poales; Poaceae. The transcript has a single exon. The record is from RefSeq and is a predicted model, not a curated record.